AUGUAUCUGUACGAGAACCGGUUUACUGGUGACAUCCCGACUGAGAUUGGGAACUGCACGAGUCUGAAGUUGAUUGAUAUGUUUGGGAAUCAUUUCAGUGGAGAGAUCCCUUCUUCCAUUGGGAGAAUAACAGACCUUACUCUGCUUCAUUUGAGAGAGAACGAGUUAGUUGGUAGCAUUCCCGCCACUUUAGGUAACUGUAACAAGCUGACGAUUCUUGAUUUAGCUAAUAACAAGCUCUCGGGUUCGAUUCCUUCCUCGUUAGGGUUCUUGAAGUCGUUAGAACAGUUGCAUCUUUACAACAAUUCUCUUCAGGGGAAUAUUCCGAGUUCACUUAUCAACCUGAAGAAUCUCACAAGGAUCAACUUCUCAAGCAACAAGCUCAAUGGCUCCAUCAGUCCGUUGUGCGGUUCAAGCUCUUAUCUCUCGUUUGAUGUCACGGAUAACGAAUUGAAGGGAGAUAUACCUCUUGAGCUUGGGAAUUCUCACAAUCUCGACCGUUUAAGGUUAGGGAAGAAUCAGUUGACAGGAAGAAUCCCUUGGACAUUUGGGAAGAUUCAUGAGUUGUCUUUGUUGGAUGUCUCAAGCAACUCUCUGACAGGAACCAUACCAUUAGAGCUUGGUUUGUGCAAGAAGCUGACACACAUUGAUCUCAACAAUAACUUUCUUUCAGGGGUUAUACCUCCAUGGAUCGGACAGCUUCCAUUGUUGGGUGAGCUCAAGCUUUCUUUUAAUCAGUUUAUCGGUUCACUCCCUGCUGAGAUCUUCAACUUAACCAACCUUCUUAUGCUAUCUCUUGACGGCAAUUCACUUAACGGUUCGAUCCCACAAGAGAUUGGAAACUUGGGAGCUCUCAACGUACUUAACCUCGGAGAGAAUCAGAUUUCAGGUCAGGUUCCUUCAGGAAUAGGUAAGCUUGGCAAGCUUUACGAGCUUCGGUUAUCGAGAAACAUCUUAACCGGAGAAAUCCCUGUUGAGAUUGGACAGCUACAAGAUCUUCAAAGUGCUUUAGAUCUCAGCUACAACAACUUCACUGGAGACAUUCCCUCUACGAUCUCGACGUUACAUAAGCUUGAGUCACUUGAUCUGUCACACAAUCACCUUGUCGGAGCUGUUCCUGGCCAGAUCGGGGACAUGAAGAGUUUAGUGAAUCUCAACCUCUCUUACAACAACCUUGAGGGAAAGUUGAAGAAACAGUUCUCUAAAUGGCAAGCUGAUGCUUUUGUAGGCAAUGUAGAUCUUUGUGGAAGCCCUCUUAGUCAUUGCAACACAGCUGGUCUGAACAAAAAGCUUAGCGCGAAAACCGUUGUAAUAAUCUCAGCUAUAUCUUCCUUAGCAGUGAUAGCUUUGAUGGUACUUGUGAUCGUCCUCUUCUUCAAGCAAAAUCUUGCUCUUUUCAAGAAAGGGAGAGGCGGAAACAGCGCAUUCUCAACAAACUCUUCUUCUUCAGAAGCUCCUCUGUUUAGCCAUGGAGGUGCAAAGUCAGAUAUAAAGUGGGAAGACAUUAUGGAAGCUACACAUUACCUUGACGACGAAUUCAUGAUUUGA
Messenger RNA from Eruca vesicaria subsp. sativa (arugula), 1548 nucleotides. NCBI's taxonomy places the organism in Eukaryota, Viridiplantae, Streptophyta, Magnoliopsida, Brassicales, Brassicaceae. The record is from the annotation of a GenBank genome assembly.